Messenger RNA from Helicoverpa armigera (cotton bollworm), 1779 nucleotides. It is a transcript of the gene Cyp307a1, whose product is annotated as cytochrome P450 307a1. Gene Ontology annotation, molecular function: oxidoreductase activity, acting on paired donors, with incorporation or reduction of molecular oxygen; heme binding; iron ion binding. Lineage: Eukaryota; Metazoa; Arthropoda; Insecta; Lepidoptera; Noctuidae. Bases 72 to 1685 code for a protein of 537 amino acids. The record is from RefSeq and is a predicted model, not a curated record. The transcript has 2 exons.
GCCGGCAUAGUCGUCCCCACCGGUGUAGCCACUCUAAAAAAUCUUUUUUUUUUUUUCUAAAAAAAAUCAAGAUGUUGAGUGCACUCUUUUUGCUAGCCGCCUUUUUAAUCGCGGUGUACAAAAUUUAUUUUUCUAACACCAUUACUUAUAAAAAAGUAACUAAAUAUGGAGAAAAUAAAACUUUGAUGCUUAAAGAGGCUCCGGGGCCAACACCACUGCCCAUAAUAGGUAAUUUACACCUUUUGGGCAAGCACGAAUCGCCAUUUCAGUCUUUUACAGACUUGGCGAAGAAGUAUGGCGAUAUAUUCAGCCUGCAACUGGGAACUGCUAAAUGCCUGGUGGUCAAUAACCUGGAUCUUAUCCGGGAAGUCUUGAAUCAAAAUGGGAAGUUCUUCGGCGGUCGACCGGAUUUCAUCCGGUUCCAUCAACUUUUUGCUGGUGAUAGGAACAACUCCUUAGCGCUCUGCGAUUGGUCCAACCUACAGCUUCGCAGACGCAACCUAGCCCGUCGUCACUGCGGGCCAAAACAACAUACCGAUAACUUUGCACGAAUCGGUGACGUGGCCACUUUCGAAUCCAUAGAGCUACUGCAAACUUUGAAAAAUAUUACUAGAUCCUCCGACUCAAGUAUCAAUCUAAAACCAAUCUUAAUGACAACAGCAAUGAACAUGUUUUCCCACUACAUGUGUAACGUUCGUUUUGACGCCGAAAACGACGAAGAUUUCAAACGAAUCGUCGACCAUUUCGACGAAAUUUUCUGGGAGAUCAAUCAGGGAUACGCUUUGGAUUUCUUGCCGUGGUUACAGCCUUUUUACAAGAAACAUUUGGAUAAACUGUCAAACUGGUCUGCAGAUAUCAGAUCCUUUAUUUUAUCAAGAAUAGUAGAACAGAGGGAAUUAGAUUUGGAUGUAGAAGGACCGGAAAAGGACUUUUUAGAUGGUUUACUAAAAGUUUUACACGAAGAUCCAACAGUCGAUAGGAAUACUAUCAUAUUUAUGCUUGAAGAUUUUCUGGGCGGUCAUUCUUCGGUUGGUAAUCUUGUCAUGUUGUGUUUGACAGCUGUGGCCAGAGAUCCUGAGGUUGGUAGGAAGGUUAGGGCAGAAUUAGAUGCUCUAACUAAAGGUAAGAGACCAGUCACACUGCUGGACCGUCAUAGCUUACCUUAUACUGAAGCUACAGUUCUAGAAUGUCUUAGAUACGCCUCAUCGCCAAUUGUACCUCAUGUGGCUACGGAAAACGCCGCCAUUUCCGGCUACGGAGUAGAAAAAGGCACAAUAGUAUUCAUUAACAACUACGAAUUAAAUACUUCUGAAGAAUAUUGGCAAGAACCUGAGAAAUUUGACCCUACAAGGUUUUUGGAAAAGACCAAAGUUCGGGUCCGAAGGAAUUCCUUCUGUGAUUCAGGUAUGGAAUCCGAUGGUGAGAGACCAAGCAAGCCAGCGGAGACAGAGAAAGAAGUUUGGUCCGUAAGGAGGAAUAUACCCCAUUUCCUGCCUUUCAGUAUAGGUAAAAGAACUUGUAUAGGUCAGACUUUAGUUACAACAAUGAGUUUCGUUAUGUUUGCUAGCAUAAUGCAGGAGUUUGAAAUAGGGGCGGAGAGUUUAGAGGAUUUGAGGCAGAAACCAGCCUGUGUAGCUUUGCCUAAAGACACGUAUAACCUCUUUUUGAUUCCCAGAAAGCAUUGAUUCUUUUUUAAAUUGUCUACUUACGUAAAUUAUUUGAGCUUGGUUUUUUUAUCUGUGUUUUUGGUUUAGAUGCUGUUUUUUCAAUGGGUGUACU